Sparassis crispa is the source of this 399-nucleotide messenger RNA. RefSeq lists its product as hypothetical. Bases 1 to 399 code for a protein of 132 amino acids. The record is from RefSeq and is a predicted model, not a curated record. The transcript has 2 exons. NCBI's taxonomy places the organism in Eukaryota, Fungi, Basidiomycota, Agaricomycetes, Polyporales, Sparassidaceae.
AUGGACUAUCCCAACAUAACUGUGAACCAUUUCACGGUUUGUCAAAGACACGGCCAAGAGCAAUGCACCAUCUGCAACUGUGAUCAUCGCGUUGCCAACAACGCAGCCUCCGGUGUCGAAGACGAGCUCCACGAUCUCAUCCAGCUCACAGAUUUCUGGAUGCCGUAUCGCCAAUCCCAGAACGUUUACGAGCUGGGCGCCGUGGCCGUCGGUGCCCCGUCUGUGGCAUACAAGUGCAACAAACACGACACGCAGGACUGCGGUAUAUGUUUUGACUGGGUGACGUUAAUCGGGGACGAGAUCAUCAUGACCUUCAUUCAAGAAGCGUGGACGAUGUUGCUGGUCGACGAUCCCAGGCUACCGGCACUCAUCGAUCUGAGUUUUCAAAGCCUAUGGUGA